Frieseomelitta varia is the source of this 985-nucleotide messenger RNA. It is a transcript of the gene mRpS26, whose product is annotated as probable 28S ribosomal protein S26, mitochondrial. NCBI's taxonomy places the organism in Eukaryota, Metazoa, Arthropoda, Insecta, Hymenoptera, Apidae. The record is from RefSeq and is a predicted model, not a curated record. Gene Ontology annotation, cellular component: mitochondrial small ribosomal subunit. The coding region runs from base 262 to 915 and encodes 217 amino acids. The transcript is spliced from 2 exons.
UUGAAAAUAAAUUUCUUCGCAAUAACAUACUCCUAACCUAAUUCGAUUAUUGUAUUAGAUAAAAAUGUCGUAAAAACACAUUGAUUUUUUAAUAAUACAAAAUAAAGCUAUACAUUAUCAAUUACACAGUAAAAUAUAAAUAUAAAAUAUAAAAUAAUUAUAAUACCGUAACAAAAACUUAAAUACAUGUUUUACAGUGUAGUAUAAUCUUAAGUUUCUGUUAGAAAAAGUUACAUUAUAAUAGAAAAUUAAUUUAAAAUAAUGAUACGACUGUCAGUGCAAUUUGGUGUUAAUGUAUUAACAGUACGAAACUUAAAUGCUUACGAUCAUAUAAUAUCCAAUGGACCUAAUAUUCAAUGCGUAAGAUGGAAAAGAAAACCAAUUUGGUUACCACCAGCAAAAUCCAAGUUAUUUAGAGUACCAAAAAGAAAAGUUAUACCUACAGAAGAAAGUAUUGAACUUAAACGUUUACAUAAUAAUUACAGGACAUACAUGAAGUCUUUAAUGACUUACUUCAUUGAAACAGAAAAAGAAAGAGAGCUUUGUUUCGAUAAACUUGUUGUAGAAAAAAAUGCACAAAAAGAUUUUGAAAUAUGUAGUCAAAUAAAUGAUAAAUGGAAUAAAAAAGUAGCUAUGAUGCGAGAAAAAAGAUUAACUCAAGAAAGAGAAGAUCGUCGAAAGGAAAUUCUUGAGAAAGUACAAGCGAAAAAGGAAAGAGAUUCGAAAAUGUUAGAAAAAAUAGAUGAAGAAAUCAGAAAAGCAAAAGAAGAAGCUAAAACAUUUAUUACACCUGAAAAUGUAGAUAAAGCUAUUGUAAAUGCAUUGGAAAAUAUUACAGAACAUAAUGUUGCAAUUGAUCUCAAAGGUAAUUUUUAUAAAACUAAAUCUAAAGUUGAAUCAUCUAACAAAUUGUAAAGUAGAUGUUAUAUGAUAAAUUUCUUGUACUAUAACAAAUAAAUCAAUAAACAGUGAUCUUUGAUAGCUA